UAUGCAGCUGUCUCGUCUAGGCAGUUGGACUUUUUCCAAACUGGGACUGAAAGUUGGAUUUAAUGGAAAAGUUUUGGUCUGUUCUUUACUGUGCGUCAAGUGAUUUAAUCUAAAACAUCUCAACAAAAUGUCCAGCAGUCUUUUGGUGAAAACUCUGGAGGACAUGACCCUGGAUCCGGGCUAUGUGACCGGGGAUCCCUGCCCGUCCCUCAGCCUGUCGUCCUCCGGCAGGUCAAGGCAGUCUCAGCCUCACACAAGCACUCCUCACCGGGGUACCUGGUGGCAGCACGCCGGCUCUCUGCACAGCAGGAAUGGCAGCUGGGACACGGUGAUCACGCUGCCGGAGGACGCUGCGGACAUCCUGGUCAAGUGUCCCUCCCUGCCCGAUGUGGAGGAGUAUCCCUGGACCGAGCAGGAGCUGAGAGAAAUCGUGCGUCGAGUUGCCGAUUCGGAUGCCUCGUUCACCGGAGAAGCUGUCCACAGGCUGUCCAGUCUGCUCCGGAGGGCUUUGGUGCGGAUCUCCCGGGAGGCACAGCGACUCAGUGAGCUCCACAGGCGGUGCACGCGCCUGGAGGUCCAGAGCGCGGUGAGGCUGGUGCUAAGCUGGGGUCUGGCCGAGAAGUGCAUCUCCUCCGCAGUGAAAGCCGUGUCUCUCCACUGCAUGAGCUCCGGGGACACAGCACGUCAGCGGGGCAAGUCCGCGCGCUGCGGUCUGACGCUCUCCGUGGGCCGCUUUUUCAGGUGGAUGGUGGAAACACGCGUGUCGGUACGCGUGCAUGAGUACGCCGCUGUCUGCCUGACGGCAUGUGUGGAGAGUUUGACGGAGGAGGUGGUUGUACGAGCGCUGCAAGCUGCGAGGCUGACCGCGGAGAGGGAGGAGGAGAAGCGGGGCGGCGGGGUCACCUGCUGCCCGGUGACCGCGGAGCUGCUGGAGGGAGCUGUCAAUAAUGACGCGGAGCUGUGGGGACUGCUGCAGGUCUAUGAGCAUCUGAUAUGUGGCAAAAAUGCCAAUGGUGAGCUGACGCUGCCAGCCCAUGUCAGCCCGUACACAAAGGUUCCUGCAGAUUCAGUGGAGAGCAGAGAGGACGCCUACUUCCAGCUGGAACUGCGAACGCUGGAGCAGGCUCUACUUGCCACCUGUGUGGGCAGCAUCGCAGAGCUCAGUGAUCUUGUGUCUCGAGCGAUGCACCACAUGCAGCGUCUGCGCAGCUCGAGCCCUUCCGUCAGCCCCACUCGCUUAGCCACUCAGCUCUCAGUAUCCUGGGCUGCAGACGCCCUCCGUACACUCUACUACUUCCUGUCCAGCCCACAGAUGGAGUCACUGGAAAAUCCCAACCUAGAGCCGCCGACCAUGACACUGAGCAGAGAGAGGCCAUUCCUGCUCCUCCCUCCUCUCAUGGAGUGGAUCAGAGUCGCUGUGGUGCAUGCUGAACAUCGCCGCAGCCUAUUGGUGGACAGCGAUGAUGUCAGACAGACAGCCAGGCAGCUCCUCCCAGGACUGGACUGUGAGCCCAGACAGCUAAAGUCGGAGUGCUGUUUCCAGUCAUUUAAAUGUUUGGAUGCAGAAGCUGCUUCAGCCAAGUUCCAGCUGGAUUUGGGCUUCAGGAUGCUCUCAUGUGGCCGAGCAGAUUUGAUCCAUCAGGCCACACAGCUCCUGGGAGAUGAGGGGCUUAACACCAUGGACGACCAGGGAAUGACUCCUCUGAUGUACGCCUCAGCAGCAGGAGAUGAAGCUCUGGUGCAGAUGCUCAUAGAGGCUGGAGCCAACCUGGACCUGCAGGUCCCAGGCUCCUCUUCCAGACACCCAUCGGUUCCUCCUGGCAGUCGGCGCUGGGUGGCUUUGACGUUCGCUGUGCUGCACAGUCACCUGUCUGUGGCCCAGCUGCUGUUGGAGGCCGGAGCUGAUGUGGAGGGAGGAGCCCUGCUGGAUGGUCAGGAGAGCUCAGCUGAGACACCGCUACAGCUAGCUGCUGCUGCAGGUUACUAUGAGAUGGUGAGCUUGCUCCUCACCCAUGGAGCAGACCCUCUGCUCAGAGUGCAUCAUGGGAAUUCCCUGACAUCACCAUUGUAUGAGGACAUGAACUGCUUCAGCUAUGCUGCAGCACACGGACACAGGAACAUCCUAAGGAGGCUGCUGCAACAGCCCCAGCACAGGAAGGAAGACAUCCUCUCUCUGGAGGAGAUCCUGGCUGAGGGAGUGCAGGAAGAGCAGGAGGAGCAACAGGAUGCAAAAGCUCCAGCUCCUGACUCUCUGAGCCCUAUCCCCAGGCUGUGUAAGGCCAGGAUGAAAGCCCUGCAGCAGGCAGCCUACUACAGUGCUGAGCACGGUUACCUGGAUGUGACCAUGGAGCUAAGAGAGAUGGGUGUUCCCUGGAGGCUCCACAUCUGGCUUGAGUCUCUCCACAGAGCCCAGCAGCUGUGCAGGGACAAAGUCAUUGUCUCCCUCCUCACAGAGUUCCCCUGCAUCAGGACGGAGGACUACAGCCCUGAGCUCCCCUCCACAGGCAUACCGCUCAUGUUCAGCAUGCUAGAAACCAACAAGGACUACGUGAUAACCAAGCGGCUGGCAUCUGUGUUCUCUCACUGCUACAGCUGCUCUCCCGUUCCUCCCAUCCUACCCAUGGAUGUCACUCUGUCCACACAGCUAGAUAUUCAUUUCCUGAACAAUCAGGAGAUGUCAGACGUGACGUUUAUGGUGGAGGGGCGUCCAUUCUUCGCACACCGGGUGCUGCUGAUGUCGGCUUCUGAAAGGUUUCGACGGAUGCUCUGCGACUCCCCCGACAAUAUCAUCCAUGUCAGUCACAUGACCUACAGCACAUUCCAGAUGACUAUGAAGUCUCUGUACUGUGGAGGAACAGAGGGACUGACAGUCUCCCACUCUGAGGCCAUGAAGCUGCUGCCAGUGGCUACUUUCUUCCAACUCAGAGGUCUGCAGAGGUGCUGUGAGAUGAAGCUGUCACAAAGUCUGACUCUGGACAAUGCUGUCAGCAUCUACCAGACUGCCAAGCAACAUGGAGCGGCUGAACUCUGCAGGUUUUGUGAAGGAUUCUUUCUAAAGUACAUGGACCGGCUCCUGGACCGGGAGGACUUCCACCGCCUGCUGCUGGGCGCCAUUGGUCAGGAGCAGAUCUGCCCAGAGGUGGGCACCCAGGACCAGGAUCUACCGAUUCUCCUGGAGGUUUUGGAGGCCACUUUAAUCCACAGACUUUACACCCUGCACUCUGCAUGUCGAGAGUAGAAACAAUGCAGCAGCCUCUAAUACCCUGGGUUGUGUUCAGCCACACUGGUAUGUGUGUUAAAGGAAAAGUAGCCAUAUACUGUGUUUUUAAUUUCUGUAGUCUUCUUAGGGAGAACACCUUAGUGUAGAAGAAGAGUAGACUGUUUUAACAAGUUCUUCAUUCUAGUUAUUUAUCUUGACACAAGUGAACAUUUCUAUAACUUGGAAGAGACAAUCCAAAUUGAUUAUGUAGAAUGUUACUGAUUAACUCAUGUAUCAGGUAAAAUGAACAGACUUGUGCUUGCAUUUUAAAAUUUGAGAAAUUUCUGUUCCCUGUUGCUGUAAAUCAAAUGUGUUUUUGGUUUCUUUGAGUGUUUGUUGGUCACAUUAAGCAACUUGAACACAUCACAUAAGCUCUAGAAAAAUGUGAUAGUAUAAAUUAUAAAAUUAUUAUUUAAUUUGUCGUUUAUCAGUUUUUUAUUAAUCAGGUUUUUGAGGUUUCACUUGUGACAGGACCAGUCUAGAGACAAGUAUAUAAAAAGGCAGGCAUUACCUCAAACCAGUUGUUUAGAGAAUAUUUACACAUAAUUCUUACUAAAGUUAAAAUGUAUGUUAAUUGCAUAUCAUAUAUGUAUAACCUGUACAGAUCAGAGUCCCACUAACUUAAUAUCUGGAGAACCACACCCCCUAAUAUCACAACAGCAAAAACUAACAUAUGAAUAAAGGCAUUCAGUGGUUGUCCAGCAGAAGUUCCAGGUAUAGAUCAUCAUGUAGGGAGAUACAAUUUAUACAAUCUAUAAUUUAACUGUAACUACUAAAUCAGUCAAUAUAAUGUGGGAAAACCUUUUUUUUUGUGUUUUAUCAAACAUGAAGGGGCUGGCAGAGCAUGUAUACCUUUUAAAUUAACACAGGUUAGAUUUUUACUUGCUUUUACGAAAGUUUCACUUUAACAAAUGAAAAACUUUUUGAGUACAAGGACUUACCAGUUACUUUACUUAAGAUCAGCCUAGUGAAUACAAUGUCUCUGGCUGGUAGGGUUGCAGGCAUGUAAAUUAAAAUCCAUAAAGAACAAGACGGAGCUGUUAAACUAUGAUGUAAUUGAAUCCGGAACCGUCUUCCAUACAGUGAUGGUCCAGUCCUCUAUGGGACUUUUUUCUAAUACAGCUCAAACAGAAUGAUGUAAAAACUAGUUAGCUCUUGGCCUUGGAACAUUGCGUGUAACAAUAAUGGACGUAGCUACCGUGAUGUCAAGCAUUGGUUUGUGGACUCCUGUUUUGAAGCCUAUAGUUUGGCAUUGUGGCCAUCGCCAUUUUGGUAUUUUGGAGCCAGAAGUGACCAUAUUUGGAUGAGAGGGUGGAGCUGUAGGAGCAAGGGGUGGAUCUGACUAAGAAGCCGAGGACACUAUUGGCCUGUCACUGUUGACUACCCACCCUUAAUUAUGCAGAACUUUAAGCCUUAAUAAAAUAUAAACAAGUGAGUUAUAUAUAUUUGUACCAGGCUGUGAACAUGUUUAUUUCUGCUUUUAAGCUUGGCAUUAUAACAUGGAAGUCUAUGGCAAUAUACCCUAUUUUGGAGCCAGCCUCAAGUGGCCAUUAGAGGAACUGCAGUUUUUGGCACUUGCACAUUGGCUUCAUUUUUCAGCCCCCGAGGUUACUGUUUGCCUUGAUAGUAACAUUAGGGGUGAGUUCCGAAUCCUAUACUUUUUUCUUUUUACUUUUAUUAUGUACUGCAGCUGCCCUUAAAAAGCACAUACUGUUGCAUGCAGUAUGCACACAAUCGGGACAUUCUACUUUCUUGUUACAUUAUGCCCUGAAGAUUGACCCUCUUGCCUUCAUAUCCAUUACCUUGGAGAUAAAACAAACUGCACUUACCAAGCUCGCAAGAGACAGAGAUCAUCCCGGAGAGCUCUACUGUUGUUACUUUGCAAUGUAAUGUGUGUAGUUUAACAUUAAAGCUAUAACUGCAUAGAUUGUCGGUUCUAACACAUUUGCGACAGUGAAAUUACACCUGCACUUAUCUGUCAUUGUUAUUUUUGUAUUUAUGUCCUGUUGUUUAUAAUAUUAAUAAUCAUUUUGUUCACUCAAACAAUUAAUAUUCUUUUUAUUACUAUUUGACUGGUCAUCAGUUACUUGAAUGUGCUGUCAGCCAUCAUUGCAGCUUCUGACAGCUAUCAAUGAGCUUAUCACUAAUUGACUGUUGUCUGUUUGCAGCUCAGUUUAUGUGACGUAUCGUCCACUGCACAGUGGAUUGUGGGUCAGAAUAGCACGAAAAGCAUGCUGGCUUGCAUACUGCAAAAUUGGACCGAAUGUAGUAGAACAUCCUGGUAUUUCUGCCAUACUGCACCUGACAUACUAGAUAUUGGGACACGAGAUCUUCUUCUGGAAUACUAUAUAGUAUGGUAGUAUGAGGAUUGGAAUGCACAGUAAAUUACUCCUGUAUGUAGUCAGCUAUUUAGCUGAUUUAUGUUAGAGUAGAUGAACAGUUCCUCAAAGUUUUGUCUAUUUUUGCUUUUGAAAAGAUUAAAAAAAAGGACACAACCUGCCAAACUUCUUAAACUUCAGUCCCACGCCUACUGCUUCAGUAUGUGGAAAGAUACAAAACUUAGUGUGCGUAGUUAUGGUUACUAAGUUACGAUGUGACUAUCAGUGUUUGGGUGAUGUGUUUAGCGAACAGUCAGAAACUGAAACUGAGCAAAGCUACCCUCAAAUAACUUUUUUUUUUUUUAACUCAAAUGUGCAGUUUUGCAGACAGCAUGUCAGUGUAGCUCCACAUAGACACUGCUGCUGCAGCA
Epinephelus lanceolatus (giant grouper) is the source of this 6008-nucleotide messenger RNA. Its product is annotated as ankyrin repeat and BTB/POZ domain-containing protein 2-like. The record is from RefSeq and is a predicted model, not a curated record. Gene Ontology annotation, cellular component: nucleosome. Lineage: Eukaryota; Metazoa; Chordata; Actinopteri; Perciformes; Serranidae. Gene Ontology annotation, molecular function: structural constituent of chromatin; DNA binding; protein heterodimerization activity.